UAACAAUUAGAUAGAGUCAAUUUUGGUGUGGCACAUCGGCUGAAAAGAGGGCGAGGGAGACGAGGAUUCUGUGUCGGAGAAAAAUAAUAAAAGUCAGGACCCGAAUCGCCCAGGAUGGCACUUUUGAGGGCGUCUAUGAAUUUGAGUAAGGGACUCUGUCGGCAUCAAGGUGCUUGCAGUUUGAUCACCGUACCGGAGCGUAGCUUGAAGGUUGGUCCCAAAGGAACAUACAUAUCCAAGAUGAUACCCACCAUGGUGAAGCUGGAGGCUGGCAAGAAAUAUUCUUGGUGUAAAUGUGGGCUGAGUAAGAAACAGCCUUUCUGUGACGGGGCUCACAAACCCACCGAGUUCAAACCAGUCCGGUUCGAGGUCGAGAAGAGCAAAUCGUACCUGAUGUGUCGAUGCAAGCAAACGAGCAACCAACCGUUCUGCGACAUGACCCACGUCAAAGUAAUGUUUCAAUCGUUUACUGGUCAGCUGAAGGACAAACCAGUUGGAUAGAUAUAUAUUCACUUGGGACUACUAGCAGGUGAUCUGCUUCCCACAAACAGGUUCCUCUGCCUUAGUCGAAUAAUCGCCUCACUCAAAUCAAUAUUUCAGACCAGGGGCCUGUAACUCAAAACUUAGCGGUUGAUAGUAUAACAAUUUUGUACGAUUGAUUAGAUUGACUACAAUGCGAUAGCUCAGUAGGAGGCGCGAUAGCUCACUAGGUAGAGCGGGGGAUUCGUAUUCCGGUGAACCGGGUUCGAUUCCCACUUCUCGAGCUAGUGCCCUUUGGUAAGG
This is a messenger RNA of Lytechinus variegatus (green sea urchin), 783 nucleotides long. Its product is annotated as CDGSH iron-sulfur domain-containing protein 3, mitochondrial-like. Gene Ontology annotation, cellular component: intracellular membrane-bounded organelle. NCBI's taxonomy places the organism in Eukaryota, Metazoa, Echinodermata, Echinoidea, Temnopleuroida, Toxopneustidae. Gene Ontology annotation, molecular function: 2 iron, 2 sulfur cluster binding. The coding region runs from base 115 to 501 and encodes 128 amino acids. The transcript has 3 exons. The record is from RefSeq and is a predicted model, not a curated record.